Acanthopagrus latus (yellowfin seabream) is the source of this 1040-nucleotide messenger RNA. RefSeq names its product amine sulfotransferase-like. The record is from RefSeq and is a predicted model, not a curated record. Gene Ontology annotation, cellular component: cytoplasm. The coding region runs from base 54 to 911 and encodes 285 amino acids. Gene Ontology annotation, biological process: sulfation. The transcript has 6 exons. Gene Ontology annotation, molecular function: sulfotransferase activity. Lineage: Eukaryota; Metazoa; Chordata; Actinopteri; Spariformes; Sparidae.
UAUCCCAUAUGAGAACAUUGUCCUGCAUUUAUUCUGUGUGAUUCAGAAGUAACAUGGAGCAGGUCACAGACUAUCUCUUCAGGUACAAAAACUACAACUUUCCCGUCAAACAUACAACCACAACUGCAGAGUACAUCGACUCACUGCAGAGCUUUGAAACACGAGAUAGUGAUAUUUUCCUCGUCACCUAUCCAAAGUCAGGAACCAUAUUUACUCAACAGAUCAUCAUCUCCAUCUGUGAGUUAGCUGGAGGUCUGAAUGAAUACCCAAACAACUAUGAGCAGAUGCCGUGGCUGGAGUACCCGGAGGGUCGAGGAGAUUACUCUCUGCGACCCUCUCCAAGACUCUUCUCCUCUCACCUCACCCCGGCUCUCAUGCCUGCAGGACUGAAGGACAAGAAGGGAAAGAUUAUCUACGUGAUGCGAAAUCCAAAGGACAACAUCGUUUCCUAUUACCACUUCAGUUGUGUCAUCGCCGACAUAGAAACUCCCAAGAGCUUUGAGCAUUUUCUUGAGAACUAUUUGACAGGCAAAGUUUUAGGAUCAUCCUGGUUUGACCACAUCAGGGAGUGGCAUUCAGUGAGAGACCAGUGCAACAUCCUCUUCCUGACCUAUGAGGACAUGAUUUUGGACCCGAAGACGGCCGUGACCAAGAUCUGCACUUUCUUGGGUAAAAACCUGAGUGAAGCAGCCAUUGAGCAAGUUGUAGAAAAAUCUACUUUCAAGAACAUGAAGAAAGACGUGAAAGCAAACUACGAGUUUCUGCCAGACACAAGGAUGAAGGGAAACUUCAUGCGUAAAGGUCAGAUCGGCGACUGGAAGAACAUCUUUACUGCAGCUCAGAGUGAAAGAGUUGAUCGACUCCUUCAGGAGAAACUCGGCAACAUGUCUCUGAAGUUCAUCUUUGAAUAAGCACAAUGUAAUCAGUAGCAGAGGUUGAAUAGUAAUAGAUUACAUCAGGAUUUUGUUAUAAGAUAAAAAAAAAAAAAGAUUACAGAUUAUAUUUAAAUAUGUGUGAAUAAAAUAAGGUUACAUUGUAAA